Orycteropus afer afer is the source of this 1542-nucleotide messenger RNA. It is a transcript of the gene ADA2, whose product is annotated as adenosine deaminase 2. The transcript is spliced from 9 exons. Gene Ontology annotation, biological process: adenosine catabolic process; inosine biosynthetic process. Lineage: Eukaryota; Metazoa; Chordata; Mammalia; Tubulidentata; Orycteropodidae. The record is from RefSeq and is a predicted model, not a curated record. Bases 1 to 1542 code for a protein of 513 amino acids. Gene Ontology annotation, molecular function: adenosine deaminase activity.
AUGUCUGUGGGUGGCCCAUCUGGGUGGCCAGCACUGCUCUUCCUGCUUUUGGCUAUGGUGUUGUCAUUUUUCUGCUCAGCCAAAUCCAUAGAUGAUGAACGGGAUGAACUGUUAAAGAGAGAGGCAAUGGUACGACUUGGUGGGCAACUGGUGCUGAAGAAAGAAGAGGAAGAUGUCAAUGGGAAGCUCAUGGCCCUCAAAAGGGCUGAGAUAAUGGAGGCCAUGAAGACCCAGAAGUUCCCACCCAGCAUGCACUUUUUCCAGGCCAAGAAACUCAUUGAGAAAAGUGAGGUAUUCCAUGUCCUGAAGAAGAUGCCAAAAGGGGCUGCCUUACACCUCCAUGACUUUGGCAUCCUGGAUAUGGACUGGCUGGUGAAAAAUGUCACCUAUAGGCCUUACUGCCAUAUGUGUAUUACUCCAAGGGGGACUCUGCGGUUCAAAUUUGCUCUCCCAAUUUCCCCUGCCCCUAAGAAGGAAGAUUGUUCAAAGUGGAUUUUGCUGGAAAACUAUAGAAAAGAGCUGCAGAACGUUACUGAGUUUGACAAUGGCCUGCUGAAGACUUUUACUCUGGUGACUGAGAACCCUGAGGUGACUUAUGCAGACCAAGAUGACAUAUGGACAAAGUUUGAAACCAUUUUCUUCACAAUCUCUGGCCUUGUCCAUUAUGCGCCAGUGUUCAGAGACUACAUCAUCAGGGGCCUUGAGGAGUUCUACCUGGACAAUGUGAUCUACCUGGAGCUCAGAGCCAUGCUGCAUCCAGUGUACGAACUGAAUGGGAAGACCCAUGACAAAGAGUGGUGUGUGAAAACGUACAAGGAAGUGGCUGACCAGUUUGCAAAGGAUCAUCCUGAGUUUAUUGGACUCAAAAUCAUUUAUUCAGAUCACAGAUCCAAGGAUGCAUCUUUCAUCAAAAAAUCUGUCAGAACAGCCAUGGCACUUCGAAACCGUUUUCCCAAGACAGUGGCAGGAUUUGACUUGGUGGGGCGUGAGGAUACUGGCCACACCUUGUACGACUACAAAGAUGCUUUGCUGAUUCCAUCCUUGGAAUAUGUUAAUCUACCGUACUUUUUACAUGCUGGAGAGACAGACUGGAAAGGUACUUCCAUAGACAAUAAUCUUCUGGAUGCCCUGAUAAUGAACUCCACCAGGAUCGGACAUGGUUUUGCUUUGAACAAACACCCAGCCAUCAUGGAAGAUUUACGGAAAAAGGACAUCCCUAUAGAAGUUUGUCCCAUUUCCAACCAGGUUCUGAAGCUGGUGUCUGACCUGAGAAACCACCCUGCAGUUUCUCUCAUGGCAAUCGGGCAACCCAUGGUGAUCAGUUCUGAUGAUCCAGGCUUCUUUGGUGCCAAAGGCUUGACCUAUGAUUUUUAUGAGGGCUUUAUGGGCUUAGGGGGAAUGGAUGCUGACCUGAGGACACUCAAACAGCUGGCCUUUAAUUCUAUCAAGUACAGCGCCAUGAUGCCUGCUGAGAAAGAGGCUGCCAUGAAGACCUGGGAGAAGAUAUGGGAUAAGUUUAUAGUUGACCAGGCCAGGAAGUGA